AUGAUUUCUCUUAAAGGAAUUGAUGAUUAUCCUACACCUGUUUCGACAUUUUCUAUUUUAACUUACAAUUGUCUGGCAUCAAACCUUGCUGAAGCACAAUAUUUUCCAAAGACUAAUCCAGCUUAUUUGGAUUUUUCUUACCGAUCAAAACUAUUUGAACAUGAACUACAAUCAUUCAAUGCUGAUAUUGUUUGUUUACAAGAAAUGCACAAAGAUGAUCUUCGUCGAUGGCUUAAUCCAUUUCUUUCUCAACUAGGUUACGGUGAAGGUAUUUUUGCUGAACGUGGUGGUAACAAAGCUAAAGAUGGUGUGGUGAUAUUUUUUAAACGUGAUAAAUUUAAAUUGAUAAAUCAACAUCGACUUGGUUAUUUCGAUAGUGCUCAAGCACAAUUUCCAAAAGAAAAAACAUUAGCUACAUAUAAUGCUGCUCUCUUCUGUCUUCUUCAAAUACAAAAUAGUAAGACGAGUACAUCCGACAAGAAAGACGAACAGAUAUGGAUAUGUACUACACAUCUUAAUUGGAAUCAUAGUUUACCUGCUACACAACUCUUUCAAAUUCGUACUCUUUUCAGUGAACUUUCUCGUCUUAAUAAAGAAACUCAUGAUAGUCCAUUUGUUAUUGUGGGUGAUUUUAAUAGUAAACCUGAUUCAAUUGUUCAUGAUUAUAUUAAAAACGGUGUACUUACAGAUACUGCUGAUUAUUAUUCUAAAGUACGUGACGUCUAUUUACCAUUAUUUAAUGAUGAUCCAACAAAAACUACAAAAUAUUUAACUGAACCUCAUACCUAUAAAAAAGCUUUGGAAAGUGCUUACAAUGAUAAUACAUUUUUAAUGCCAUUUACUACACGAAUUGUAAAUCAUUUUUGUGGAACAAUUGAUUAUAUUUAUUAUCAACGUGAUCGUAUACGGCCUCGACAAUUAUUAAAUGCUUUGUAUAGUGAUGGUGAACAAGCAAAACGUGAUGAUUUUACUUUACCAAAUGAACAACACCCAAGUGAUCAUUUACCAUUAAUGGCUGAAUUUGUUCUACUACCAUCAUCCUCUACAAAUGACAAUAUUAGUGAAUCAAAAAAAUAA
Adineta steineri is the source of this 1077-nucleotide messenger RNA. The record is from the annotation of a GenBank genome assembly. NCBI's taxonomy places the organism in Eukaryota, Metazoa, Rotifera, Eurotatoria, Adinetida, Adinetidae.